GCGGAAAUACACUCAGAAUAUCCAAGGAGAGAGCGGGAGAUCACCACAAUUCCGAUCAGAAUAGAAACCUGUGUGAGAAGUGCAUGAGAAGAUCAGUCAUGGAUCUUCUCUAGAUAUUGUUCAGCUGUUGCAACCUGGUGGGCUGAGCAAAGAGCUUGUUGAGCUUAAGUUAUUAGCUUUCAACGAUCACAAAUUAUGGGAGACCUGGAGGAAGGAGCCAGUGUUUCCAGGCCACCCCUGCUGCGUGGUCACAGCUACAACUUCUGGAAAGGGCGUAUGAGGGUAUUCUUGAAAUCACAAGCAGGAGGAGUAUGGAGAACUGUGGAAACUGGUUGGACAGAACCAGUCAAGCACUCGGAUGAUCUGUCUACGACAACUGUCAAGAAAUUUGAAGACUAUAGCAGAACUGAAGUCCUUGCCGCUGAGAAUAAUGACAAAGCUUUAAAUGCUAUUUUUGGUGAUGAGAAGGUCAAAACUGCAAAGUAUCAGAUUCUCAUGACACAAUAUGAAAAUCUGCGAAUGGAUGAGAAAGAAACUAUUGUAGAAUUCCAUGGAAGAGUCCGCGACCUUGCAAAUCAAGCAGCUAGAUUACAGGAGCCAUUUCCAGAAUCAAAACUUGUUCUAAAGGUGCUGAGAUCACUACCAGAGAGGUUUGAUAUGGAUGUCAAAGCAAUCUCUCAAUCACAUGAUGCUAAAAAGAUGACCCUUGAUGCCUUAAUGGGUAAUCUUGAAACCAUUGAAUUAAACAUGAAGGAGGAUAGCAAGAGACGAAAACCAGAGAAGCAAAUUGCCUUUCUGGGAACAGAUGUGGAGAAUAAUUGUGAAGAUGGUUUAGCAUUUGAUGAAGAAUUCCAAGAACAGCUGUCUCUUUUCACAAAGCAGUUCAAAAAGAAGUGGAUUCAAAAGAAGGGAAAGAGUCAAAUUCAAGAAGGACCUUCUAAGACGUCCACCUUCAGGGAGUCUCGGUUCAAAGAAGGAAAGCCCUAUGAUAACAGCUCCAAGUACAAAGGACCGCUGUGCUUUGAAUGUUGUGGUCAUGGGCACAUUCAGACUGAGUGUGCAAACAACCUUAAAAAGAAGAGACAAGCAUUUUCAAUAACCUGGAGUGAUGAUGAUACUGACGAAGAUCAGGGUUGUGAGGAAAGCAACUUAGUUUUUAUCUCACAGUCAGAGUCAGAUGAUCUAGUUGAACAACAUAUGGAUCUUCAAGAAAAGUGGACUGAAUUGCUUAUGGUUAACGGAAGAAAUAUAGCAGAAAAGAAUCAGUUGGCAUGUGAUCUAAAGAUAGCUGGAGCUGAAGUACUGGAUGCACAGGAGAUGAUGUUCAAAGCACCAGGAGAUAGACAAGGAAUUGGAUGUGAUAGCCACACCAAAACAGAUGAUCCACUCAAAAAGGACAGUGUGACAUUAGCAAAGAACAUGAGAAACAGCUAUCACCCAGCAAAUCUUGCUAACAUCAACUCAAUUGAGGGAGGAAAAGUUAGAUUUGGUGGUGGAGCACAAGGCAAAAUCAUUGGGUGUGGAAUACUAAAUGUUUCAGGACUUCCACCAAUCAAGAAUGUAUGGCUUGUACAAGGACUUCAGGUAAAUCUACUGAGCAUCAGCCAGAUGUGUGACCAAGGGCUGGAGGUCACAUUUACUCAGCAAAAGUGUCGCGUGAAAGACAAAAACAAACUGGUGGUAUUAGAAGGUGACAGAACAACUGACAACUGUUACAAAGUCACUCCAAAUGUUCUGUGUUUUCCUGCAAGCAAACAGGAUGCAAGGCUAUGGCACUACAGGCUUGGUCAUCUAAAUUUUAAAGAUCUCACAACCCUCUCAAACUCUGAUGCAGUUCGAGGAUUGCCUAAAAUAAAGAGACUGGAAGAUUCAAAAUGCAAAGGAAGAAAAGAGAGGAAGAAAAACCUAUCUGGUCCAAGCCGAUGGUCACUGCGGAAAAUGAAAGACUCACCAGUUCCUGAUGACAAGUCUGAAGAAGAAAGGAAGGAACAGAAGAAUGUGUCCACUACAAAGGCAAAGAAAAGGAAAGGACAGGAUGCUGCUACUACGCCUACCAAGAAGGCCAAACCAUCUGGAGAAGCACAGACAAGCGGAGCAAGAAAGACAAGAAGCUCCUCUACAUCAAAGGUUGCUGAACCUGCUACACUCUCAGGAAAGUCAUCUUUGCACAAUUUCAUCUCAAUUUCUGCUAGAUCUCAUUUCACUGAUAUUGCAAAGAAAUUUAUCAUUCCUCAAAGGAACUUGGAUAUAAGUGAUUUUAAAAAGAAAACCAACCUCCUGCCUGUUCUUGAGUCCAACAACUUGUUCAAAUAUGUCACCUUGCCUGGAUCUUAUGUCAAGAAAGUGAUUCAAGAAUUUUUCUGCAACUUAUCUGAUGCUUGUAUGACCGAUGAUGACCCCUCAUUUCACAAAGUCUUUGUCAGAGGAAAAUUCUAUAAUUUUUCUCCAACUGUCAUCAACACACUUCUAGGCACAACCUCUUGUUCUGUGGUUUCCCCCAUUGAUGAAGACACCAUAUGGCAUGAUCUUACAAACGGUGUGAGAAACUCACAACAUGGAAAAUUAAAAGUUCCUUCCUCAGUACUCAAGAGUUCUUAUGCCCUCCUUCUCAAAAUAGCUUCUUAUCACUGGCUUCCAACUACCCACACAAACACAGUGCCUCUCUGUAUGGCAACCCUCAUCUACAGGAUUAAGCACUGUAAACCUUUUGACUUGGGUAAAUUAGUGUUUGAUCAGGUCAUGACCUUUGCAGCUACAAAAUUCAAGACAAAUCAAAAUGGCCUCCCAUAUCCCCUGCUGAUUUACAAUAUCCUGAAAAGUCAGGGAUUCACUAAAGAAGACUGUGAAGAAGAAGAACAGGUUCCACCUUUGCUGCAAGCAGAUAACAGACACUUUGAAGGCAAGCAUUUAAAUGACAUGGUUACAGCUGGAGCAUCCCCUGCAGCAAUACCAAAUCCAGCCUCAGUAGACAACCAGCUCAGUUUUCUUGAUAAGGAGAUCAAAUCCCUCCAAAUGGAUGCAGACUAUCAUCAUGAAAUUGCUCAAAGAUCCACUGAAAGGAUGAAUGUGCUCAUUCAGAUUGCACACACCAUGAGGCAAACAAGGCAUGCACAGAGUAAGGGGGAGAAACUAGCUAAACGCAAGAAUGCUGCUGCACACUCAAACACAGAUGACGAUGAUCAAGAAGACAGUGCAGAAGAGAUCUCUUCAUCAGACUCUGCAGGGGCCUCUCAAGAAUCAUCAGAAAAUGCCAGUUCAAAGGAGUAAACAUUGCCUUAUUGACAAUACUUUUGCUCUAAAAACAUUUUUUGUGAAAGGGUUGUUCUGCCCUAUUUUUAUGAUGCUGAAGACAUUACAUGGUUUUUCUUAAAGACUUAUCUGUGUUCUGUGACAAGAUGGUUUAUAAGCUCUGGUUAUGACU
This is a messenger RNA of Cuscuta campestris, 3421 nucleotides long. The record is from the annotation of a GenBank genome assembly. Lineage: Eukaryota; Viridiplantae; Streptophyta; Magnoliopsida; Solanales; Convolvulaceae.